Corythoichthys intestinalis (scribbled pipefish) is the source of this 1211-nucleotide messenger RNA. Its product is annotated as leukocyte surface antigen CD53-like. Gene Ontology annotation, cellular component: plasma membrane. The record is from RefSeq and is a predicted model, not a curated record. The transcript has 7 exons. The coding region runs from base 278 to 976 and encodes 232 amino acids. Lineage: Eukaryota; Metazoa; Chordata; Actinopteri; Syngnathiformes; Syngnathidae.
CAGUAGUGCACAAUUAGAAGAGUUUAAAUUAAAUUCACACUUAUUGGUACUGUAUUUUUAGAGGACUCUGACCCAGUUAAAACAGCUCAUAAACACAAACCAUGAUGUUUAAAAUUCCAAAUAGGUCACAUGCUCAUUGUGCUUGUGGCUCACUGUCACCAUAUCAAACACCUUUGUGGUGUAAACACAAGUCACCAAAAGGAGCAGUCUCUUAUUUUGUCAAACAGAUGCCUGUGGGUCUAAGUUAAUGUAAGGCAUUUGUGAUUCUACAGGAAGGAUGGAUCGCUCCUGUGUAAACUGCUUGAAAAAUCUGAUGUUAUUUCUUAACUUCCUAUGCUGGUUAUGUGGUACGUUUGUUGUUGCCUUUGGGGUAUUCCAGGCUAUACACUCCAAGUUUGAAUCUCUGGUCACAACCUUCUGGCCAAUCUACCCUGCCAACACCCUGGUGGUCACUGGUACUAUUGUUACCUGCGUGUGUUAUCUGGGUGUGCUUGGAGCCAUGAAGGAGAAUCGCUGCCUUCUUAUCAGCUUUUUCAUCCUGCUCUUCAUCCUGAUGUUGAUAGAGUUGGCCAUGGCCUGUGUGUUCCUGGUUUAUAGCCGAGUGAUUAACACAUAUUUUGAGAAAGACCUGAAUCAAAGUUUGCAGAUCUACCUACAGUCAAGUCCCGAAGAGAACAAGAUGAUUAAAAAUGAUUUUGAUGCAGUCCAGCACCUGUUUAAGUGUUGUGGAGUACACGGCGAGGAAGACUGGAUGGGGAAGGUUCCCAUCUCCUGUUGUGUCCAGGAUCCCUGCUACUCUCCCAGCCACACCAACUGGCAAGAGGGUUGUCUCAUGAAACUGAGAAACUGGUUUGCAGGAAAUUAUCGGAGCACCGGGGCAGGCGUUGUCACGCUCUUCAUCAUACAGUUUGCUUGUCUGUGUUUUAACAUCCCUCUGUUUUGCCACUUUGGUCGAAAUGGGCUGGGCUACUCAUGAGAAGGACAUAUUACUAAAGUCACUGCUUCUUAUCAAGUUAGCAGUGUUAUUGUCUGUUUUUUCUAAAUGUAUUGAGCUAGUUCUCCACACUUGUCAUAAAGAUAUUUCAUUCAGAGAUACCCUUCAUUAAUAUGGUAGGAUGUAUUCAAAACUAAUUAUUUUUCAUUUAAAUGUAUAUUCGAUCUUAUUUAUUUAUUGUAUGUUUUUUGGUGUAGUUGUAAAUGUUGAUUAAUUU